GCCUCGGCGCCGGGACCGCGGGCGCGAGCCGACGGGGUGGAGGAAGGCCCUAGCGGCGGGCAGCUCGGAAGGUCCCACAGCCCUGAGGCGGCGGCCGCCCACCGGGACACGGAGCUUCCCCUCCUGAUCCCCGGUGUCAGGCCGGUGACGCGUUUUCUCGUUCAUCGCGUGCGUGUGCCAGGCGCCGUUGUAGGCUCUGGGGCUACUGCGGUGAAUAAUAAGGUCCUGUUCCCAUGGAGAUGACGUGAUAUUUGGGGAAGACAGACUGCAAACGAACAACGUGGUGACAUUUUUCUCCCUGGAGCUCUGAGGGUCCCAUGGGAAAUGUGUGGUAAUGCCUUCAGUCACUCCGAUUUAAGAAACGUUUCCUGUCUCUUAUUUCAUUUGCCCCCACAGUAAUCUUAUGAAUAUCAUUUAACUCCACCUUGCAGAUGAGGACUUGAACCCUACGGGAUGAAGGGGAUUGUCCAAAAUCACACACCUAGGAAGGUGCAGAGUCAGAAUUCAAACUCAGCACUUCUGUCUCAUGUCAAGGUCUCUGCACUUUCUAGCAGCACAUUCUUCUUCCUCAGACGGCACAGAGUUAUCCCCGCCUCCCUCAGAAGUUUUGUGAAAUGUCCAGUCGCCCAGAGCUUAUUUCAGACCGUGGCCAUCCUCCUCUUUGCUCAUGCUGUGAUUCUCACAGCUGACUGGCACAUGGAGACAGAACCACCUCCAGAAGGAUGGUCCGUAGUCGAGUGCCUGCCCAGAGCAGGAAUCUCCUGGGAGGCCACUGGCUGUUAACAAGACAAUCGCUUUAAUAAAGCUUCUUUACAGAAUACACAAAUUCAGAAAUAGUUUUUCUUGAAGGAAAUGAAACGAAAUAGCACCAAAACAGCUGUCAACAGCACCAAAUCAGGCAGUCCCAAGGCCAGGGAUGUAAUGUGCAAAACGGCGGUUUUACCAGAAUGUCACACUUCGUCUCCUCACAGAGCAGAAUGCACAAAUUCGAGACCCCAUUCUUCACCCUGUAGAGUCUAUUCGAGAAGCGAUUUCGAAAACAUGUUCAGACCUUCUUCAACCACAGAUAUUGCAAAUCCAAUACUGUCCUUCUUAGAUAUUAAACGGAUUUUAUUUAAAAAAAUUACCAAUAAAGGAGAUGAGUUGAAAAAAGCCUUUCAGCUGCUUGAUAUCGGUCACAACAUGACAGUGUCCAAGAGUGAGCUGAGAAGAAUUAUCACCACCUUCCUGCUGCCUCUCACCAGAGAACAGUUUCAAGAUGUGCUCGCCCAGAUCCCCCUCACCAGCUCUGGUGCCGUUCCGUACCUUGAAUUCCUGUCCAGGUUUGGCGGAAUUGACCCAAAUAUAAACGUUAUAAAGAGGGGCAGUGGAAAUGAAAUAAGUUGCCGUCGGACGUUGAAAGAACUUGAAAUCCAAAUAGGAGAAAAGAUUUUCAAAAACAUUAAAACUAUUAUCAAAGCUCUUAAGCUCAUCGACGCGAACAAGACCUGUCUGAUCCAGCUGCACGAGCUGAGGAGGGUUCUGGAGACCUUCUGUCUGAAGAUGGAAGACGAUGAAUUCAAAAAGUUUGCACAACAGUACAACAUCGAUAAAGAUACCACAGUGGAUUAUAUUGUCUUUUUGAAGAACCUCAGUAUAAAUAACAACUUGAACCUUAGGUAUUCUGUGGGAAACCAAGAGGUCUCAUGGGAGAAUCUACAAGUCAAGAAUUUCAGGAGGGAGCACCUCUCCAGUUCUGAUUCAUCCGACAGUGUUUGGAAAGACUUCUCCUUGGAUGAAAUUGAGAGGACCUUUUGCCAAGAGCUUUCGAAGUCCUAUGAGAGGGUCGAGAAAGCCCUGAGUGCGGGGGACCCCUCCAAAUGUGGGUGCAUAUCUUUGAAUUACCUCAAGAUCGUCCUCGACACCUUUGUAUACCGGUUACCGCGAAGAAUUUUUAUCCAGUUAAUGAAAAGAUUUGGACUGAAGACCACCAGGAAAGUCAAUUGGAAGCAGUUUCUAAAAUUGCUGUACGAGCCUAAGCGGUUGGAAGUUAACCGUACAAUUCCCCUGACCAAAAAAAAUAGUGCCAACUCUCGAAAUCAAUCUCGCAAGGAAAAUAUUGUCGCAAAGCUAUUUAGACAUGACGAUCACGCAUCGCUGAGGAACGUGCUGCUGACGCUUAAUGCCGAACCGAAGAGACAGAUAACAAGGGAAGACUUGCGACAUAUUAUAAAUUGCACGGUUGUAAAAAUAAGUGAUUCAGAAUUCAAAGAACUAAUGCAGGCCCUUGACCCUGGGUGCACCGGGUUGGUCGAUGUCAGCACGUUUAUUGAACUGCUUGAGGAAAACCCUAAGGUAGGAAGACUGCCCUCCAGCACGGACGCCAAGGCGCCUCUGCUCCUGGCCUGGGAUUCAGUGGACGAGAUUGUCCAGGACGCCAUCGCUAGGAACCUGCUUCCUUUCAAUAACAUGCUGCAGUCCUAUGACCUCGCAGACACAGGGCUCGUCGGUCGAAACAAUUUCAGGAAAAUCAUGCGCAUCUUCUGUCCGUUUUUACCGACGGAACAGUUAUCGAAAGUCUGCAGUAAGUUUCAGGAUACUGCUUCAGGAAGGAUCCUUUACAAGAACUUUUUGGCAAGCAUAGGACUUAACGGCCCGCCCACCGUCCCCCCCGUUCUUGCCCCAAAGGAUCAGCCAUUAAGUGAACAUUUUCAGAAAGAGGGACCGCGGCCGCUGGAUCUUUCUGAGAGAAGCAAGCCCACUGAGGAUAAAAAUAAAAGCACCUUGACCAAGAAUAUGACCAAGGGUGAAGUUCUUGAAAAACUCAAGAACUGUGUACAGCAGCAGGACCCCGCACUCAGAAAACGAUUUCUUGACUUCGGCAAGGAACUUGAUGGCAAAGUUAACAGGCCCCACUUCAGGAAGGUACUGGAAAAUAACAGAACAGCCAUGGAGGAUGAUCCGUACGCUCAGCCAACGGCAAAAGUAGGACGUAAGAGAGAAGGGCUAAGCUAUCGGGAGAUCGCAGCAGGAUUUGAAGGUACCAAGAUGGAUGGGCCAGAAUUGACUCCGCCCCAGACUCCAGUUCUCUCGAAGAAUAGCGCGGACGGCUAUUUCAUGACUGCCGAAGAAUGCCUGAAACUCUUCCCCCAGAGACUGAGGGAAUCCUUCCGGGACCCCUACGCUGCCUUCUUCCAGACAGACGGGGACCGGGACGGCAUCGUCAGCAUGCUGGACCUGCACAGACUGCUGCAGCGCUUGCUGUUCAACCUGAAGGACGCGGAGUUCGAGCGUUUCCUGGGUCUCCUUGGCUUGAGACUCAGCGUCACUUUAAAUUUCCGGGAGUUCCGAAAUUUGCUUGAGAGGAGACCAUUCAGAACAGAUGACGCGCCUCAGAGGCUCAUCAGACCAAAACAGAAGGUCACGGAUUCAGAACUAGCUUGCGAGCAGGCUCAUCAGUAUCUUGUUACCAAAGCAAAAAACAGAUGGUCAGACUUGUCUAAGAAUUUCAUAGAAACUGAUAAUGAGGGCAACGGCAUUCUUCGACGCCGCGACAUUAAGAACGCGCUGUACGGUUUUGAUAUUCCCCUCACACCACGAGAAUUCGAAAAGCUGUGGAUGAGCUAUGACACCGAGGGCAGAGGGCAUAUCACUUACCAAGAAUUUCUGCAGAAGUUGGGGAUUAACUAUUCGGAGGACGUCCACCGGCCCUACGUGGAGGAUCAUUUCAACUUCAUGGGUCACUUCACUAAGCCACAGCAGGUACAAGAGGAGGUCAGGGAGCUGCAGCAGAGCGCGGAGAAGACUGUGCCAGCCAGGGAUAAGCUUAUGGACCAUUAUCAAGAUAUCAGCAAAGCACUGUCCAGACUAGACAGAUCCAGAGGCGGCUCCAUAUCCAUGUGCAGGAUGCAGAAGGUGCUGCAGGACUGUGGCUGUUCACUCAAGGAGGAGGAGCUGACCCAGCUUCUGCACAGUUGGGGGAUCAGCUUGCAAAAUAACUCCAUCAAUUACCUGGACUUCUUGAGAGCAAUGGAGAACAGCAAGCUGUCAACUCAGCCAAAAGAAGAAGAAGAGGCCGUGCCAAUCGAUUUUGCGACACUAAACCCAGAGGAGGUUCUGAAGAACGUUCAGAAAGUCGUCGCUUCCUGCGGCCCGGCCCUGUCAACGGCGUUUUCUGCAUUGGAUAAAGAGGACACUGGUUUUGUAAAGUCUUCGGAUUUUGGACAAGUUCUUAAGGAUUUCUGUUACAAGCUAGCAGAUAACCAGUAUCACUAUUUUUUGAGAAAAUUGAGAAUUCAUCUAAAUCCCUAUAUAAAUUGGAAAUAUUUUCUCCAGAACUUCAACUGUUUCCUCGAAGAGACUGCUGUGGAGUGGGCUGAGAAAAUGCCCAAAGGCCCGCCACCCGAGUGUCCCAAGGACGCGGCAAACCUAGAGAUCCUGGCCCUGCUCCAUAAGGCGGUGACAUCCCGUUACCAUGCCAUCGCCCAGGAGUUUGAGAACUUUGACACCAUGAAAACGAACACCGCCUCCAGGGACGAGUUCAGAGCCAUCUGCACGCGCCACGUGCAAAUCCUCACAGAUGAACAGUUCGACAGGCUCUGGAGCGAGAUGCCCAUCAACGCCAAGGGGAGGCUGCGGUACCCGGACUUCCUGAGCAGGUUCGGUUCGGAGAAAGUGGCCACCCCACCCGCCACUGGCGACUCGGCCAAGGCCCACAGAGGGAGCAGUGUCCCCGAAGUCUCGGACGGAAACAGAUCUGCAGCGUCGUCGCCCACUCGAGACCUGAAGGCGGCGACAAAGCAGCGGAGCCACCCCUGUACCCCCGCCGGCACAGCGGCUUUGCCGGGCACCCCACCCUUGCAGAACCUCGAGCCCGUGGAGAACAAGCUCCGGAAGAAAAUCCAGGGCUGCUGGCGACAGUUCCUGAAGGAAUGCAAAGCGAAGGACGUGCACAAGCACGGGGAGAUCACCGCGUCCGAGUUUCUGGCUCUUGUGGAGAAAUUCAACCUGGACAUAAGCAAAGAGGAGCGUCAGCAGCUUAUCGUGAAGUACGACCUGCGGGACAACGGGAAAUUUGCUUAUUGCGACUUCAUUCAGAGCUGUGUCCUCCUGUUAAAAGCAAAGGAGACCUCGCUGAUGCAGAGGAUGAAGAUUCAGAACGCACAUAAAAUGAAAGAAGCUGGUCCUGAGACGUCUUCCUUUUACUCGGCGUUACUGCGCAUUCAGCCCCAAAUCGUGCACUGCUGGAGGCCGAUGCGACGGGCCUUCAAGGCCUCCGAUGAGGGCGGGACAGGGCUCGUGGGCGUGGCUGAUUUCCGGAAGGUGAGCCAGCUCUUAGUGUCUGUCACCUGUGUAAACAGGGAGCAGGUGCCAAAAGUGCCCUGAAAGCCUCAAAAGAGGAGGACCUUGUCCCCUCGCCGGAGGCCCAGGUGUGAGCAGCUGCCCCUUACCUCACUUCCUUGGGCCCUCCAGGCUGUCAAAGGCUGAGACCCUUGCCCCUCACCUGCAGACCCCAGGUUCUCCUCCCUGAAGAUCUCCAGAGCCCUUGGGGCAAUCGCAGUGCAGACGCCUGAGCCCAGUGUCCCUUGGGGCACCACUGCUGCCGCCUCGGCUCCCUGGGCCCCACGCAAGGCCAGGCCUUCCGUGGCCUCUGCGGGGAGCCAGGACCUGCGUCUGCCUCCCAGGGCCACAGACAGGACAGAAACACUGAGGGGCUAAAGCGAGGCCCCAGUGGCCUGUGCCACUCAGAGGCCCGCAGACUCAGCCCCACCUCGUGGGAGCCCCUGAUCCCCAGCUGCCCCCGUCCCGUGUGGCACGGCUGGCACACGCCCCACAGCAGCAUUCGGCUGAGCCUCUCCCCUCGGCGAGGUCUGAAAGGGCAGCAUCCUCGGCAGAAACAUGGUCAUGGGCAGCCAUCUCACCAUGGACACGGCUGUGACCACACCGUCCCUGGCAGCCACCUUACCGUGAACACGGCUGUGACCACACCGUCCCCAGCAGCCACCUCACUGUGGACACGGCUGCGACCACACCAGCCCCGGCAGCCACCUUACCGUGAACACGGCUGUGACCACACCGUCCCCAGCAGCCACCUCACUGUGGACACAGCAGUGACCACACCAUCUCUGGCAACUGCCCUGUUUACGUGGGAGCGCCACCUUGCAGGGCCUUCGCUGUUUCUCCAAAGCAAAAAAAUCGCCGCCCUCGAAUGCCACUCAAAACUGCUGCCUUUAGAACAUGCACAACACCGUGAGCUCCCUGCCCCUCUCUCCACCCCACCCAGCCGCCAAGGCUGAAAAACAAUCGGGGUCUGGAACAUUCCAUUAAAAAUCACAUAUUACAGCCAGAAAAAAAGACAAAACUCAGUCAAGACAUCGAAGAGACAAAGGUUCUGACCUUAAAAUGCACUUACAAAAAAUUCAUCCCUUGGGUCUAUCUCUGCUUCAGCUAAAAACUUAAAGAGGAAAAAAGUAAAACAUCUUUAAUAAUAACCCAGGAA
Pteropus alecto (black flying fox) is the source of this 6478-nucleotide messenger RNA. RefSeq names its product EF-hand calcium binding domain 6 (gene EFCAB6). The coding region runs from base 853 to 5364 and encodes 1503 amino acids. Gene Ontology annotation, cellular component: nucleoplasm. Lineage: Eukaryota; Metazoa; Chordata; Mammalia; Chiroptera; Pteropodidae. Gene Ontology annotation, molecular function: calcium ion binding. The record is from RefSeq and is a predicted model, not a curated record. The transcript has 32 exons.